Messenger RNA from Terrapene triunguis (Three-toed box turtle), 2831 nucleotides. It is a transcript of the gene CUNH3orf38, whose product is annotated as chromosome unknown C3orf38 homolog. Bases 139 to 1089 code for a protein of 316 amino acids. Lineage: Eukaryota; Metazoa; Chordata; Testudines; Emydidae. The record is from RefSeq and is a predicted model, not a curated record. The transcript is spliced from 3 exons.
GCCCAUGAGGGGCUGUUUACAGCCACGCACGCAGGUUGUAGACGCUUCGUCUCUUCCGCUAGCUGGUUGUCAGGGUUGCGCGAGCCGGGGAGCGCGAGGGCUGGCGACGGCCCGGCGCCGGCUGCCGCUGGGCGGACGAUGGGGCUGAGCGAGCGGGAGCGGGCCGGGUGUCGGGUCCUGCUGGAGCAGAUGGAGACGGACGAGCUGUUGGCGCUGACGGACACGAUCACCAACCGCCUGGUGCUGCCGCAGAGCCGACAAGAAGCCAUCCAUGCAAUUUUAGUUUACAGUCAAAGUGUAGAAGAACUCUUGAAACGAAGAAAAGUCUAUCGAGAAAUAAUUUUUAAAUACCUGGCAAAAGAAGGAGUUGUGGUGCCACCUUGUUCUGAAAAACACCAGCUCAUUCAUCAUGCAAAGCAAUACUGGAGUGGGCAGCUGACAGAUCGUGUUGCAGAGUCAGAGGAUAUUAAUCCAAAUAAACAGAACUAUGAACAGAAACAAAAACAACAGGAAGAGAAUGAUUGGCACAGACUAGGAAGAGAAUUCUGUCAGUGGUUCUUUGAACUUCUCAACUCUCAGCAUCCUUUGGGGAGACAAUCCAAAGAACAGUGGGGACCACAGCAUUUCUGGGAGGAUGUCAAACUGAAAUUUUGUUACAACACGUUAGAAAAAAACAUGGAAGAAUAUGUUGGUGCAGAAUUGGUGAGCCUCCGUUUACUCUCAUUGGUGAAAGAGGAGUAUCUCUUACUGAACCCCAACUUGGGUGCUGGUGGACUGAAGUGUGUAAUUUCUCCACAUGGGUUAGUAGUGGUGGCGGUAGCUGGCACAGUACAUAGAGGCAACAUUUGCUUGGGCAUCUUUGAACAAAUCUUUGGACUCAUCCGCUGUCCAGUUAGCGAGAAUACCUGGAAAAUAAAAUUAGUGAACCUUAAAAUAGUUGGAGAAAAUGCUCUGGAGCCUGGGACACAAGUGCAAAAGCCUUCCAUAAAAUAUGAAUCGAAUGAACUGCGAGAGCUAUAUGAUGGGAAAGAACUCAGCUUGGUUGAACCUCAAAUUCUGAGCAAUGUGCGUACAGAAUUGGGAGAAUAACAAUUGUUUGAAGAACAAUACAGCAGUUGUGCAUUCUUGAAUGUUUAAAUGACUUCAGACUUGUGGUGAUGUCUGUUUCUUUAGUCAGGUUUGCUAAGUUGAUGACGUGCCAAAGUACUGAGUGAAAUACACUUAAAGAGUCCCACUGCUUUUGGGUACCCGUCUUCCAUACUAACAUGUAAUUGAAAAAGUUGCUUCAGGACUUAGAACUGCACAACACAUGUUUAGAAAUGAAAUAACUUUAUUUUUCUUUCUAUUUGAUGUGUUCUUCACAUCACAUAAGUUCACGGGGACUUACAAUAGCAUAUGGAGCUUCUCCCGAGGCCACUAGUUAAAGUUGGACCCCAAUUGUGUUGGAAAGUCGUUGCCUUCAGGUGGCCGCUUAAAAAUGCAUUAGGAUUCUUGGUCUAAUUUCUUAAUGGGCCAAUAACCCCCACAAAACUGGCAGUCUUGUUGGCAGUUUCAGGGGAGAAGUCAAGUACUGAGUGCAUGAAGAGAAUUUUCCUCUUUGUCCUAAAAUUGAUUCCUUCACUAAAAAAUAGAGAGAACUUAAUAAGAUGAUGUGGGGAAGCUAGCCCUGCUGCUGACAAUGCUUUUCCUGUUCUGAAUUAAUAGUUAAUAGUUUCCAGUGUUGUCAUUUAUUUUUCAUUUUCCAGUAGCAUUUACCUCACUUCUGCAAUAAAAAACAACACCCCGCUUCCAAAGUUAAAUGGUUGCCAUUGCAUCCAUUUCUUGCACUGACUCUCUGGGGGAUCAAAGGGUUAACAUUAGAAUUUAGUCAAUUUAAGCUUCAUAUAAAGCCAAAUGCUUUGAUAGGGUAUUUGUUUUGUAUACAACUUACAGGAGAGUUUAAUGUAAUAGCUUACAUGUGGUGGUUCCUGUACGUUCUCUCAAAAUCAAGAAGUGUAUCCAGUUACUGCAGACUUAUUAAACUGGAUAUGUCAGGUUUUUAAAACACGGAAGCUGGAACAAGAAGUAGAUUUUCCAGAUAAGCUUGCUCUUCCAUUGCCACAAGUAAUAGCAAUUCAGAGGUUAAAGGGAAUUCAGGUAACUUCAAUAACUACACUUCUCUGUUUUCUUAAUGUGUUUAAAAGUAACACAAAAGAUUACGUAAAAUCUUUUCUGUUUACUUCGAGUAUUUGACAGUUGUUUGUCUAGUCAAUUUCAUUAUUUCUCCAAUAAUUAUUUCCUAUUUGUGUGGUCUGUCACACAACGUGGGAGAGAAGUUUGCACUUUAAAGAAAUGUUUAAAUGUGGUUAAAACUAGUAAAAAGUAGCAGGAAGACACGAGGCAGGUGUGGCGCCUAGAAAACAGCUCUUGAACUCACUUUUGUGAAGCAACUGAUUUCUAGUUGUCCCUUUAACAACAACAAGAUUUGUUUAAAAAGAAUGUGAUUAUAUACCGAGUGAAGGACAGUGUUUGAAACGUUGUUUCCUAGUGAACUGUUGAGAUGAGGGCUUUCUCAGCUACUGAUUUCUAAUUAAGAAAAAGUAGCUUUCAUUCUUAAAUUCCUUUGAAGCACUUCCCUUUCCUUGCGUGCGUGUAAUCUGCUAGUUUCAAGUUAUUGGUAGUCAUGCAUACCUAUCAAAGGGGAGGGAGUGGGGGAAGUCUCUACAUACUCGUGAUUUUGACAUUUGGAGUGCAGAGGAGGAAAUAACUGUGAAAACCAAAGACUAAAAACAGUACCUCUUUUGAUUAUGUAGAGAUGCUACCUCUCUGAAUAUUAAAGCAAAUUUCUUGUC